GCCCAGUGUCACGUGACCGGUUUGAAGUCGCAGACGUAAAGAUGGACGCCUCUGUGCUUCCCUGUAUGAAUCGGCUCACAAGUUUAGAGCUUUUAAGCAGCAUGUCGUCUAUGGACAUUCUUCGUAAAUGUACAUAUUUGUUUAUUAUCGUCUGUGUCACGACUAGAUCAUCGCUAGCGGACGAGUUCGAGCUGGAAGAGUUUUUGAAACGGGAAUAUUCACUGAUCAAACCUUAUCGAGGUUUAGGUUUUUCCAGCUCUUCACAAUGGGAUCUGAUGGGAACUGCAGUUAUCACGCCCGACUAUAUCAGACUGACUCCGGACUCCCAGAGCAGACAAGGGGCAGUGUGGAGCAGAAUUCCAUUUUACCUGAGUGACUGGGAGCUAAAGGUACAUUUUAAAAUCCAUGGGCAAGGAAAGAAGAAUUUCAAUGGUGAUGGUCUCGCGAUUUGGUUGACAAAGGAGCGAAUGGUGAAUGGCCCUGUAUUUGGAAACAUGAACAGAUUCACAGGACUGGGUAUUUUUGUGGACACCUACCCCAAUGCUGAGAAGCAACAUGAUAGGGCUUUCCCGUAUGUGUCGGUCAUGCUGGGGAAUGGCACUCUGGAGUACGACCAUGACAAAGAUGGCCGCUCCACGGAACUGGGCGGCUGCACGGCCAUGAUCCGCAACUCUGUCCACGACUCUUUUCUGCUCAUCAGAUACUCACACAAUGAGCUCACGCUGAUGACUGAUGUUGACGGUAAACAGACAUACAAAGAGUGUGCCUCUGUGUCAGGACUGAGGAUGCCUCUGGGGUACUACCUCGGGGCCUCCUCUGCCACUGGUGAUCUAACAGACAACCAUGACCUGAUCUCGCUGAAGAUGUACCAGCUGACUGUGGAAAGGGACCUGGAAGAGGAGGGGGAGGAGGAGGUGCUGCUGCCCAGAGUGGACAACAUGGACCAGUUUCACGUGGAUGUGCAGGAGGAGGGCAUGACUGCAGUCCAGAUCUUUGUCACCGUCCUCUUCACAGCCAUGGGCCUUGGGGUGCUGGGUGUGGUCGGCCUCAUACUCUACGGACGCUGGAAGGAAAACAAGCGCAAGAGAUUCUAUUGAUUCUAUAUCACUGUGGUAUUUACAUAACACCAGAAGAAAUAAUAUAAUAUUCAAAUAUAUGGGUUUUGAGGCAGAACAAAAAAAUAGGGUGAGUUUAUGCUUUAGAAUUUGACAAAGUAAAAAUUUCAGAUGGAAGGGUAAAAAAAUUACAGAAAAUCCAGGUUUUGGUCCACCACUUUUUGACACAUUUGUUAAAAAAUAAAUAAAUGUUAUAGUUAUUUUUGCUGAUAGAGAAAUCCUCAAACUUUUCUGUCAGUCCAGAUAUAUUUUCUACAAAAACAAAAAACAUCAGCAUUUAGAAUUUUUAUGCAAAUACUGCCUUUGAACUCUGCCCUCUAUCUCAGUUAUGAACAAUAGGCCCAAUAAAAUGGAGAGACAUCAGAAGAAUGCGACCUAUUUGCUGUAAACGUAUGUGAACGUGUUUUAAGUAUUUUUCAAAAAAGACAAUUGAAAGCUGCUGAUGUAAAGCCUAAAUGAGUAAGUUCAUUCAUAAAACAAAAGUAGGAAAUUAACAAAUGAGCACUGAAAUGUAACAUAAUUUUUAUAAACGAGAAAAUUUGGGGAAAAAAACAACACAUAGGCAAACAGGGUAAAGUUUGAUAACUACAAUUGGCACAUUUUCUCUGGUUGGUAAACUUCAACAAAUAUGUUCUAGAAAAUUUCUAGAUUUUCACUGAAAUAAUACAUUUAGUUAGGAUUUACAUACUAAAAUUAGAGAAUAUUUUAGAUUAUUAAUGCGUUUUUGAAGAGUGAAAAAAAAGAUAGAAUUCUAAUUUAAUUUGUGAAAGCCCUUUAUAGUAAAAUUAUUUUCAAAAUAUGGAAUUUUUCAAACCCAGGCAAAGCACUGUGAAUCAUCCUUAUGUAGCAUGUAUUUAAUUUCUGAUUGAAAUAUUUGAUAAUUACUACAUGUGGUGCGCCAUUUACACAUUCAAAUCAAAUAUUUACAUACAACUUCUCAAAAAAAAAACAACAUGUACAUAUAUUAUAUAAAUAUAAAUAACUUGAGCCAUUUGUGGUUUCUCUACAGACCUCUCCAUGCACUGAAAAGUCCUUUUUUUUUUGUUUUUCAUUUUACAUGGCAAAUCUUGGAAAGUUAAACAGAUUUUUCUAGACUGUAGCUUCAACCGAACUGUAUAACAAUCCAUAUCCUACAUUUCAUCCUUUCACCAGGUUUUUUAAAAAUUUCAAAUCUCUUACCUCUUGUGUAGGUUCUGCCUUGUCUCUCUCACUGUGAAUUUUAAGUGCUUGUCUCAGAAUGAAUGAACUAGAACAAAUUUGUCUUUUUUUUUUUUUUUUUUUUUUUUGGAAAAUGUGUUUUUUGUUUUUUGUUGGAGUGAAGCUGGCAUAAUAAAGGUGCACUAUGUAACUUUUCUUCUCACUUGCUCGUCUCCAUGGAUAUGUGAUUGCUUUAUCUGAAAUGUUCCACAGUAUAGCAUUAAACCUACUUAAACUUAUAAACUCUAUGGAGAUAAUCAGGUGAGGUAAACAGGCCAAGUUACAGGUCAGAUCUGUGAAGAGGCGAGUUGAUUUUCAAGUAAUUUUUGAGAAAUAAAUACAUGGGUGAUUGAGUGAAGGCAAGAUGUUUAAUGCCGUAGUGUGGAAACAUUCUAGGCAAAGCAAUAACGACUCCGUAGAGAUAAAAUUACAUAGUGUACCUUUUUAAUUUAGUUUUUUCAGCUCGUGCCUUUACUGCUACUGUCCAGUGGAUGUACCUCAAAAGUUAAUACGCAAGUUGUGGGUUCUAUUUCCCAGAAAAGUUGACACACUGCUCCCUGUGUCACUGCGGCAGAGUGGUUAUCCUGUCUUCUCUUAGUGAGGAGGUUUUGGGUUAGACUCCCCAAUUCUAGAUGAUUCGAGCAACAUCCAGAGCUACAAAGACAAAAAAGAUGUGAAAAAGUUCUCUAAAUGUAAAUGUUAACUUUCUUGACACAAAGACAAUUUUCAUUAUUACAAUUACACUCAUUUAUUUUAUUUUAUUUUUUCAAAUUCUACCUGAUAACUACGUCGUCUGUCUGCUCGUCUCCAUGGAGAUGCUAUUGCUUUGUCUUUAAGUUACCACAAUAUGGCAUUAAACUUAGCAAUCACGCAUUUAUUCAAUUACAGCUGUUUUUAUUACUCAGAAAUGCCUUACUUGAAGCACGGUCACCUCUCCACAACUCUGACCUCUAACCUGCUUGUCUCCAUGGUGAUUUAAUGUCAUACUGUGGAUCGUGCCAGGCAAUAACAUCUCCAUGAAAAGUUACAUAUUGCAUCUUAAAUAUAAAAAAAAUAUCACUUUACAGACACGUUACAAUGCCACCAUUUAUUUCAUUUUACAAAUUUUACUGUUGAUUUGGAACAAUUUUAAUAAUCAGUUCACAAGCGUCAUGUUUUUUUUUUGUACAUUUGUAGUUUUUGUGUUUGAACAAAUCCCAUUCUGUAGCCGAUACUGCCCGAUAAUGAUUUGAAAUAUCUGUUUAUGGCUGUGCAUCUCAAUCCUGAACAACACACUGUUAUUGUCAAUAUCUAGUGUAUCACCAGCUAACGAUAUGUUGCAUACAUUUUAUAUCAAAUUGAGCCACUGAGAUUAGUAUUUUCAUAGUUUCUGACAGUUUCGUAAACCACUAUUGAAGCGCAUUUGGUCGUCAUUGUCUUUUAGAUGUGUUUUUUUUCCUUACAAAUGUCUGUAGUUUGUACUGUCGAAUGUGAGAAAGCUCUUUAACCAACAAACGCAACCUCUAGGUAAUUAUUAAAUUAAAAAGAAAAUUGUGAAUCAUUUUUCCUAAAUAAAUGUUUCUUACAUGAUCUUUCUUGGCUUUGUGGGAUCUCAUUCUCACUUUAUGGACAGGCCUCAUGUGAAGAACGUCCAGAAUGCACUGAACUGCCAAAAUAACUGGAUUUUAGCUCUGAAACUGGCAACGUAAAUUCUCACAAACCACUUGACCAUCAUGUCUAAUGUGAAUUAACAGUUGUAAUGCUGAUUUAUUCUUAUCAGUAAAAACAUUUGAUUUGAAUAUGUGUAUUUCGUAUCUGGGGACAGUUAGGUCAUGUUUAAUGAAUUUAAAAUGUAAAUCUUGCAUAAUGAUUCAUUUAAAGCAGGGGUGUUUUCACCGAGGGCCACAUUAGCAAAAGGGCUGCUCUCAAAGGGC
Periophthalmus magnuspinnatus is the source of this 4225-nucleotide messenger RNA. It is a transcript of the gene lman2lb, whose product is annotated as lectin, mannose-binding 2-like b. Gene Ontology annotation, biological process: endoplasmic reticulum to Golgi vesicle-mediated transport; endoplasmic reticulum organization; Golgi organization. Gene Ontology annotation, molecular function: D-mannose binding. The record is from RefSeq and is a predicted model, not a curated record. NCBI's taxonomy places the organism in Eukaryota, Metazoa, Chordata, Actinopteri, Gobiiformes, Gobiidae. Bases 42 to 1097 code for a protein of 351 amino acids. Gene Ontology annotation, cellular component: endoplasmic reticulum membrane; endoplasmic reticulum-Golgi intermediate compartment; COPII-coated ER to Golgi transport vesicle. The transcript is spliced from 8 exons.